Molecule: messenger RNA, 4945 nt
Organism: Helicoverpa zea (corn earworm)
Lineage: Eukaryota; Metazoa; Arthropoda; Insecta; Lepidoptera; Noctuidae
Exons: 2
Coding region: 490-1395 (301 amino acids)
Source: RefSeq, a predicted model, not a curated record
AUGUAAGCUUUGUUUACUGUAUGUUGUGUAUACAGCCUAGUAUUAACUUUAUUAUUCAUGUGUACGUCGCCUAAAAGUAUGACACUGCGUAUAACAGGACAGCACACUCAAGGGAGAGUGAGAGAGAAGGCGGUUACAAAACGUCAAGUUGUGAGGGAAUUGUUAACCUGCUCAUUACCAUUAUAAUAGUAUUCUUAUAAAGACUAGAUUUAAAGUAAAUAAUAAAGAAAAUAGAAAAAGUAAACUUAAUUGAAGUGAUACAGUGUGAUCUACUAAUAUACUGGAUGUAAAAACCUUAAUUGUCGAUUUUUCUAUUUUAGGUUAGUACAUCGUGCGUUUAAACACGUGUUUUUCAUUUGAUUGUAAUAUUUAAGUGAUACUAACAUUAAACAUUUCUAUUUUAGAUAAAUCAAAAUUGUGUUUUUCUCCUGUAUCGUCCAACAUAUUAUAAAUCGACAAUUGUCAGAGUUGAUUGGAUAAAAGUAGAUCAUGUCGAGAUUGCAAUUUGAGGUUGAGUUGGCAGCGGAUGAAGAUCCGAAGAAUAAUAUCAUAAUCAUAAAAUCGAUAACAACCAAAGCCAAAAGCCAACCUAAUAUGGAUGAAAAAUUGUUAGAAAUAUUAGAGAAACUAAGUGAACAAAGUGAAAAACCCACUAUCAAUAAAGAAAAACAUAACAAUUUAAGCAAAUUAACUGAAAAAUUUGUUUUGAAGAAGUUUGAUAAUAAGAUCACCAACGCUAAACAAUGGUUGCAAAGUUUUGAGAGUGAAUGUACAAGAUUCGAUUUAACUGGUGAUACAGAAAAAAUUAGUGCCUUGAGAUUGUUUAUGAACGACUCGGAAAGUGACUGGUAUGAGUCAAUGUUAAUUAAGCAUAGUUUGAACUCACAGUGGAAAAUAUGGCAAGUAAGUUUUUUGGACACAUUUGCUUCUAAAAGUUGGUCCUCUGUAAUAUAUGCAUUGACUUACAAACAUUUCAAUGGCUCUCUACUGGAAUAUGCAUUGAAAAAACAGAGAUUGCUUUUAGAGUACAAUAGUGAUAUUGAUAACAGAACUCUCACUGACUUAAUUGCCGCAGGAUUGCCAGCUUAUAUUAGAAGCAAACUAGAUAGACAAGAGAUGACAAACCCUACUCUUCUGUUUAGUGCCCUACGUAUGCAUGAAAAUCAAAAUAAAAAUGUACAAAAAAGUUUUACUGAAAGAAAAAGUUCAACUAAACCAGAACUAGAAUUUAAAAAGAAAACACCAUGUCAAAUAUGUUACAAGAUUGGAAAGAAAAACAGAUUUCACUCGGAAGACUUGUGCUGGUUCAAAGAAAACAAGAACAAUAAUGAUAGUGUAAAACACUGUAAAAAUCUGAUGUUGGAGAUUGAUCAAUUCGAGGAUACAAAAAACUAAAUAUUCCCCCACUAAUAGAAGUUGAGGUUAUACUGAAUGACACCUUGAAAUGCACUGGUAUUUAUGACCCCGGCUCAAAUAUAACCUUAAUAAAUUCCAAAUUAAUAAAAGUAAAAAAUUCAAAGAUAAAUUACUUUGAAAAUAAAUUCAAUACAAUUGGUGGUGGGGGAAAAACAACAGGUUUAAUCAAAUUAAAUGGAAAAAUACUAAAUAUUGAAGAGGAAAUAAAUGCAUUUAUUUGCAAUGAUAAAAGUUUCACUCAUGAGUUGCUUUUGGGACUGGAUACAAUAAAGAGGUUUGGGUUGACCCAUGACAGGAACUUAAACAUCCAACUUCAAAAAAAUUACAACCCAAGUGUAAAUGAAUAUAUGAGGCCCACUGAAAAAAAAAAACAUAACAUUCAUGAAACUGUAACCAGAGAGUUAAAAUCAGAAAGAGUGAGUUAUGAAAUAAAUUUUAAUGAGGGUAUUGAUGUGAAUCGAUUUGAUAUAGACGUUGCCUACUUGGAAGAUGACCAGAGGAGAAAAAUUUGUGCAUUAUUAGACAGUUAUAAACAUAUAUUUGCAAAAGAUAAGUAUGAUGUCGGCAGAGUGAAAAAUUAUGAAGCAUUCAUAGAUUUACAAGUGGAACAAUAUUGCUCAAAAAGGCCAUAUAGAUGCUCAUUAGAUGAUAAAGAAGAAAUCGAGAAACAAAUUGGCAAAUUGCUAAAGAAUGAAUUGAUUGAAGAGUCUUAUAGCCCAUUCGCAGCACCAGUGACAUUGGCAUAUAAACGGGAUGAAGGGAAAAAGUCAAGACUAUGCAUCGACUUCAGAGAACUCAAUAAAAUUGUUGUACCACAGCCACAGCCAUUUCCUCUGAUAGAUGAUCUGAUGGUAAAAACGAUAAACUGUAAGUAUUUUACUACUCUCGAUAUUAACUCUGCAUUUUGGUCUAUACCAUUGAGAAUCAGCGACAGAGAGAAGACAGGUUUUGUUACACAGGAAGGUCAUUAUCAAUGGACGUGCCUUCCUUUUGGACUAAAAACAUCUCCAGCUAUUUUCCAAAGAAUUUUGACAAAUAUAAUAAGAAAACAUAACCUGUCCAAUUUUGUAAUGAAUUAUAUCGAUGAUAUAAUGGUAUUCUCGAAAACUUUUGAUGAACAUGUUGAACAUUUAUCAAAAUUACUGGAUGCAAUUGCUGAAGAAGGAUUCCGUCUGAAAUUAACAAAAUGUAAAUUUGCAGCACAGUCAGUAAGAUUCCUGGGACAUAUAGUAAAAGGUAAUACAAUCACACCUCUGAAAGACAACCUUAAAUCGAUAGCAGAAUUUACAGCACCACAAAACAAAAAACAAAUACGACAAUUUCUAGGUAAAGUAAAUUUUUAUAAUAAAUAUAUUCCUAAUGCAGCAAUAACUCUUGAUCCAAUACACAACUUACUUAGAAAAAACAUCAAAUAUGAUUGGUCGGCUGACUGUGAAGAUGCUUUCCAAACAAUAAAAAAAUAUUUAUGCUCAACACCAAUUUUGGCAAUUUUCGACAGGGAAGCGCCCACUUUUAUUUACACCGAUGCAAGUAUAAAAGGAAUUGGUGCAAUAUUAAAACAAACACAGAAAAAUGGAGAAAUCAAACCAGUUGCAUACUUCUCGAAAAAAUUAAACGCAUCUCAAAAGAAGAAGAAAGCCAUAUUUUUAGAAUGCUUAGCCAUAAAAGAAAGUUUAAAAUUUUGGCAACACUGGCUAAUAGGAAACUUAUUUACAGUUUAUACAGACCACAAGCCCCUAGAAAAUCUGAACAUAAAGAAUAGAACAGAUGAUGAACUUGGAGACAUGACUCAUUACCUAUCACAAUACAACUUUACAAUAAAAUACAACCCAGGCAGAAACAAUACAGAAGCAGACUGCUUAAGCAGAAAUCCAGUGUAUGAAAGCCACGAAAACGAGGAUGACAACUUGAAAACAGUAAAUAUUGUAAAGAUAGAGGAAAUAUUAGAUGACCAGAAAAAAAAUUCAGUUAUAAAGAAUAAACAAAAUUUUAUUAUAGAAAAUGGUAUAUAUUACAAGCAAAAUAAUAAUAAGAAGAAAAUUGUUUUGUCAGAAGACUACAGCAAGACACUGAUAAAAAAGGUGCAUGAACAUUUCUGUCAUAUAGGAAUAAAUCAGAUGGAGUCAAAAUUAAGAUCUUUGUACACAGCCCCCAAUCUGUUGGAUAAUAUUAAACUAAUUUGCCGGCAAUGUGAAAUUUGUAUUAAGAAUAAAACACGUUUGAAUAGAAAGUAUGGACUAAUGUCACAAUUGGGACCAGCAGAAAAACCUUUCCAAAUUAUGUCUAUAGACACAAUAGGAGGAUUUGGUGGCAACAGGUCUUCAAAAAGGUAUCUGCAUUUGUUGAUAGACCAUUUCACACGUUAUGCUUACAUUUCAUGCUCGAAGACACAACUGGCUAAGGACUAUAUAAAACUGAUGGAGCAAGUGACCAAGGACAAUGAAGUGGAAAUAUUGCUUUCAGAUCAAUACCCAGCACUGAAUUCAAAAGAAUUCAAAAAAAUAUUUAAAGGAUCACUCCGUUGAAUUAAUUUUAACAGCGGUGGAUGCCCCUUUCUCCAAUGGUCGUAACGAAAGAUUGAACCAGACGCUGGUCAAUAAAAUUAGAUGUGCUUUGAACAGCAAAGAAAAAAGAACUGCGUGGACAACCAUAGCAAUCGACUGUGUGAAAGCCUACAACUCAACAAACCACUCAGUAACAGGUUAUUCACCCUUAUAUCUGUUAAACGGAGAACCAACUGACUUACUACCAAUAGAACUAAAAAAGACACAAAUGGAACCUGAAGAACUAGAAAAAGACCGAAAAAUAGCAUUUCUCAGAUCAAAGAAAUCACAUGAGAUGAACAAGGCAAUUUUUGAUCAAAAUAGAAUAGAUUACAAAUUUCAAAAAGGUGAUAUGGUUUAUGUAAUGGACUGUAAUAAGUUGAACAGAUCAAAAAUGGAUGAAAUUAGAAUAGGUCCAUUUGAAAUAGAAGAAAUGAUAUCGGAUUCGCUAUGCAGGAUUAACACUGGAAAGAAUAAAAAGUCCUUAGGACUUUACCAUGUAACAAAGCUCAUUCCUAAGUUUGAUUACUCAAAUUAACCAUAAGUUAAUUUUCAAUUUUAGGGGGGGGAGAUGUAAGCUUUGUUUACUGUAUGUUGUGUAUACAGCCUAGUAUUAACUUUAUUAUUCAUGUGUACGUCGCCUAAAAGUAUGACACUGCGUAUAACAGGACAGCACACUCAAGGGAGAGUGAGAGAGAAGGCGGUUACAAAACGUCAAGUUGUGAGGGAAUUGUUAACCUGCUCAUUACCAUUAUAAUAGUAUUCUUAUAAAGACUAGAUUUAAAGUAAAUAAUAAAGAAAAUAGAAAAAGUAAACUUAAUUGAAGUGAUACAGUGUGAUCUACUAAUAUACUGGAUGUAAAAACCUUAAUUGUCGAUUUUUCUAUUUUAGGUUAGUACAUCGUGCGUUUAAACACGUGUUUUUCAUUUGAUUGUAAUAUUUAAGUGAUACUAACAUUAAACAUUUCUAUUUUAGAUAAAUCAAAA